Messenger RNA from Grosmannia clavigera kw1407, 1806 nucleotides. RefSeq names its product dihydroxyacetone kinase. Gene Ontology annotation, cellular component: cytosol. The transcript has a single exon. Bases 1 to 1806 code for a protein of 601 amino acids. Gene Ontology annotation, biological process: glycerol catabolic process. The record is from RefSeq and is a predicted model, not a curated record. NCBI's taxonomy places the organism in Eukaryota, Fungi, Ascomycota, Sordariomycetes, Ophiostomatales, Ophiostomataceae. Gene Ontology annotation, molecular function: ATP binding; glycerone kinase activity.
AUGGCGUCCUCAGCAAAGCAUUUUAUCAACGACCCGACGGUGCUCGUCAACACGGCGCUCCGGGCGAUCACUUACACGAACCCAGCGGUAGCGUUAGACGAGGAGCACAAGAUCAUUUAUCGUCUCGGCAGCAAGGCGAACGGCAAGGCGACGGUGUCGGUGGUGUCGGGCGGCGGCUCGGGGCACGAGCCCAGCUUUGCGUCGAUGGUGGGCGCGGGCCUGCUGACGGCAGCAGUGGCGGGCACGAUUUUUGCGUCACCGUCGACAGAGCAGGUGCGCACAGCAGUAGCGGAACGGGUGCCGGGCGAGGCAGGCGUGUUAGUGACGGUGAUGAAUUACACGGGCGACGUGCUGAAUUUCGGGGUGGCAGUGGAGAAGGCGCGGGCAGCAGGUGUGGCGGUCGAGAUGGUGGUGGUAGGUGACGAUGUGGGCGUGGGCCGAGCCAAGGCCGGCAAGGUUGGGCGCCGCGGCAUCGCGGGCACAGUUCUGGUGCACAAGGUGUCUGGAGCGGCAGCAGCGCGCGGGCUGGACCUGACGACGGUGGCACGGCUGGCACGGCUGGCGGCGACGAAUCUCGUCAGCGUGGGGGCCAGUCUGGAGCACGUUCAUGUGCCGGGACGCGAGCCACCGAACGCGGCCGAGGGGUUGACGGCUACCGAAGUCGAGAUCGGCAUGGGCAUCCACAACGAGCCAGGUUCGGGACGGGCGAGCGGUCUAGCGCUGCCAGCACUGGUGGGCACGCUGCUGCGGCAGCUGCUGGACACGGACGACGCAGACCGCGCGUUUCUGUCGUUGCCUGCCGGGUCGACGGACGUCGUGUUGAUGGUCAACAAUCUCGGCGGCGUCAGCGUGCUGGAACUUGGCGGGAUCACAGCCGAGGUGGUGCGCCAGCUGGCGGCCAACUGGCAGAUCCGACCAGUUCGAGUGCUCAGCGGCACCUACAUGACCAGCCUCAACGGUCUCGGCUUCAGCAUCAGCCUGCUCCACGCCGGCGUCGACACCGGCCUAGGUCCAGACGGGCCCUCGCUGCUGCAGCUGCUCGACGAUCCGGCCGAGGUCACCGGCUGGGCCACGUCCAUCUCGGCAGCCACCUGGAAUGCAACCUGGGACGAUGCGAUGACCUCUGCCAACAAAGCCACAGCUCCAGCCACUUCAGCCACCACAGCCACAGCCACAGCCAAGUCCGGCCUGUACGCUGACCCGGCCAUGGUCCGCACCGUACUGGAACGCGGGCUGCAGCGCGUUGUGGCGGCCGAACCCGAGAUCACGCACUACGACACCAUUGUGGGCGACGGUGACUGCGGCACGGGCAUGAAGCGUGGCGCCGAAGCCGUGCUGCAGCACCUCGCGACCGGCUCAGCGCUCACUGGCGACGUGGUGGCCGAUGUGGCCGGCAUCGUGCCCGUGGUCGAGGGCUCAAUGGACGGUACGUCGGGCGCGCUCUACGCCAUCUUCCUCAACGCACUGGUACACGCACUGCGCCAACAAGCUUCUGGUGGACAGAAGGGUCAUGUGAACUGGGCCGCGGCCCUACGACAGAGCUGCGACGCCCUCUCGCGCUACACGCCGGCACGGCCGGGCGACCGCACGCUCGUGGACGCUCUGUACCCCUUUGUGGCCGCGCUGGAAAAGACGGGCGGCGACGUCGGUGCGGCCGCUGCAGCUGCUCGCGCCGGCGCUGAGAGCACAAAAGGCAUGCAGGCGAGCCUGGGUCGCACAGUGUAUGUUGGAGGCAGCGGGUUCGAAAAGGUGCCAGAUCCGGGGGCGUGGGGGCUGGCCUGUUUCUUUGGCGGGCUGUCUGGAUAG